AUGAACAACGCCAAACAGGUCAUCGACAACCACAACAAGCGCAUCUUACACUCGUCUCACUCAUCUUACACGAAAGACAACAAAGACGGCACGGGAACCAGCAAAACAUGCAACUGCCGACAAAAGAACAAUUGCCCGCUCAAUGGUAACUGCCUUCAAUCUUCAGUCGUUUAUCAAGCCACCGUCAUAAGCAGUAAUAACGGAACGACAACAACACCUCUGAAACAUACAUUGGACUCACAGAAACCGACUUCAAAACAAGACACAGAAAUCACACCGCAUCAUUCCGCCACGCCAAGCACAAAAACUCUACCGAACUUAGCAAACACAUCUGGACACUCAAGAACAACAACAUUGACUAUUCUAUUUCAUGGCGCGUCUUAUCAUCUAACUCUCCCUACAACAGCUCCAGUAAAAGAUGCAACCUCUGCCUAA
Molecule: messenger RNA, 435 nt
Organism: Pocillopora meandrina
Lineage: Eukaryota; Metazoa; Cnidaria; Anthozoa; Scleractinia; Pocilloporidae
Source: the annotation of a GenBank genome assembly